AUGCCGCCGAUCAAGGAUCUGAGUAGGAGAAAGAGGAAGGGGGUACAAAAUGAUGAGAGUGUGGAGGAAGAGAAAACUGUGAAAUUGGGCAAACCAAAAAGGAGGAGAAAACCACUGCAAGAUGGGGGGGCAACUGAGGAAGUUGAAAGGGACAAGAGUGAAGGGGGAAUUGAGAAAAUUGGAGGAGGAGGAUAUUCCCGUACAAUCAUCUUGCUAAUCCGUUUUAUUGGGGAUGGUUGGCGCUUGGGUUGUCGAUUGAUUUUACAGGCGAAGGAGGACGAGCGUAACACGUGUCACCAGUGCAAGAGGAAUGAUAAAGGAAGAGUAGUACGCUGCACCAAGUGUCUCACUAAGCGAUAUUGUGUCCCUUGCAUGACUAAAUGGUAUGAGACUCUUUUUGCUUUUGGAGUUCAUUUUUACUUGUAUCCUCAGAUGCCGGAAGAGGCUUUUACUGAAGCUUGCCCUGUUUGUUGUAGCAAUUGCAAUUGCAAGAGUUGCUUGCAAAUGGAUGGUCGAAUUAGGUAUUCAGAUUCAAUGUUUUUGUAUUGCAUGCAGGAUUUAAAAUUAUUAACAUUGAAAUAUGGCCAUGAAGAAAAGAUGGAGUACUCUAGAUACAUGCUGCAAAGGCUUCUGCCCUUCUUAAAACAGUUCCAUGAAGAACAAAUGGUCGAGAAGGAAAUGGAGGCUAAGAUAAAAGGUAUUUUCUUUUCCGGAUUCUUGACCGAAUAUACUGGUAGAUCUCAUCAUGACUCUUAUUUUCCAAUAACGAAUUCGCUCAGGUUUCAAAAGAGUCAUUAUUCUAUGAAUUUGUGCAGUAACAACUGUAAAACAUCUAUUGUUGAUUUUCAUCGAAGCUGCCCAAGGUGUUCCUAUGAUCUGUGCAUCACAUGUUGUCGAGAGAUUCGAGAGGGACAUUUGCAGGGUGGGGAUGAAGAAGUGGUCAUGCAUUAUGCAUUUCGUGAUUCAAGUUACUUCCACAAUGACAAUUGUCACACUGCGCAUCAUAGUAAGAACGCUUCUCCUAUUAAUAACAAUGAACCUUCUUCUGAAGUUAAAGCUGAGAUGAAAUCUGCAUGGAGAUCUGUAGAGGUUGGUAUCAUUCCAUGUCCACCACAAUGGUUUGGGGGUUGUGGUGAAGGAAUUCUGGAAUUGAAGUGUAUUUUUCCAGAGAAUUGGGUCUUGAAGUUGCUGUCCAGAGCAGGAGAACUGGUGAAGGGACAAGAUUUUGAGGACUUGCCUAAAACUUGCGAGGAAUGCCCGUGUUUGAACUUCUUUGGUGAGAAUGUAAUGGCUAGUGAUAAAUUGUGCAGAGCAGCUUCUAGGCAAGAUUCGAGGGACAAUUUUUUGUACUGUCCAACAGCUAAAGACCUGCAGCAUGAUGAUAUGAAACACUUUCAAUUGCACUGGCUCAAAGGUGAGCCUGUGAUUGUUAAUGGCGUGCUAGAAACUACAUUAGGCUUGAGCUGGGCACCCAUGGUUAUGGCGCGUGCUUUUCGUCAGAAUAGAAAGAAAGAAAAUGAAGUUCUAGUUGAUGUGACUGCAAUAAACUGCUUGGACUUGUGUGAGGUUGUCAUAAAAAUCAACCAGUUUUUCAAAGGGUAUUUAGAGGGUCGGUUUGACAGUUAUUCUUGGCCUGAGAUUCUCAAGUUGAAAGACUGGCCUCCUUCUAACUUGUUCGAGGAGAGCUUACCUCGUCAUGGUGUUGAGUUUAUCAGAUGCUUGCCCUUUAAAGAGUACACACAUCCUCACGAUGGCUACUUAAAUCUUGCUACUAAACUGCCAAAGAUUUCUCUGAAGCCAGAUAUGGGGCCAAAGACAUAUAUUGCUUAUGGAGUUGCUCAGGAAUUGGGGCGGGGUGAUUCUGUAACAAAAUUACACUGUGAUAUGUCUGAUGCAGUACGUCCUCUUAUGGUGAAUGUGUUGACACAUGAACAUGGGGUGACACUUAGACCUAAGCUGCUUCGUACCAUUAAAAUCCUGCAAAUGAAGCAUGCUGAACAGGAUGAAACGGAAAUGCGUGGCAGUAAACAGAUAUUGAAUAUAAUGGAUGAAAACAGUGAAAAAACAGGAAAUCUUGGAGAAUCUGUUGGAAAAUCAUCCGUGAAAACUUCGAUGUCGAAAAAAAAGGGCGGUAAUAGCAGUGGGAAGAAUAAAGCUGAUACCUCAGAUGAGGCGGCAAGUGUUAGAGACCCUGAAGGUGGUGCUCUAUGGGAUAUUUUUAGGAGGCAAGACGUACCAAAACUGGAGGAAUAUGUGAGGAAGCACUUGAAAGAAUUUAGGCAUAUCUAUUGUAAUCAAUUGUCGCAGGUUGUCCACCCUAUUCAUGAUCAAACGGUUUACUUGUCUAUGGAGCAUAAGAGGAAACUUAAGGAGGAGUAUGGAAUCGAACCAUGGACAUUUGUCCAGAAAUUAGGUGAUGCUGUUUUUAUACCUGCUGGCUGUCCCCAUCAAGUUAGAAAUUUAAAGCCUUGCAUAAAGGUGGCUCUUGACUUCGUCUCACCAGAAAAUGUCCAAGAGUGUCUUCGAUUGACACAGGAAUUCCGUGUUCUUCCACAAAAUCAUAGGGCUAAGGAAGACAAGUUAGAGGUGAAGAAAAUGGCUCUUCAUGCAAUUGAAAAAGCUGUGGAUCAUUUGGAGAUAUUUUCUGGCCCGAACUAGAACUGGCAAGUUUUUUAACUCUAGCCUUGACUUCUUCUGCCAAAAUAGACCUCUUUGAUCUU
Molecule: messenger RNA, 2720 nt
Organism: Erythranthe guttata (spotted monkey flower)
Lineage: Eukaryota; Viridiplantae; Streptophyta; Magnoliopsida; Lamiales; Phrymaceae
Source: RefSeq, a predicted model, not a curated record